CUUCAACAGAUAGCGUAAAAUACAAAGCGACAGGAACAUAUUUCGGCGCCCGUUUAAACUCCGGUAAACUGGAGAGAGCUGUGAAUUAACAGCAAAAAUAGCAAGUGGUUUUAUUCUUACUGGCAAAUUUUCCUCCUCCGUGAUGGAGUACGGAAAGGAGAGAGUGGUGGCGUUAGUAGACAUGGACUGCUUUUACGUCCAGGUGGAGCAGAGGCUCAAUCCAGCUCUGAAGAGCCUUCCCUGUGUGGUGGCCCAGUACAAGACGUGGAAAGGAGGCGGUAUCAUAGCUGUGAGCUAUGAAGCCAGGGCCCAUGGUGUCACCAAGAACAUGUGGGUGGAUGAUGCAAAGAAACUGUGCCCUGAUCUCCAGGUGGCACGGGUUCGUGAGUCUCGUGGCAAGGCAGACCUGACACAUUACAGGGAGGCGAGUGUAGAGGUGAUUGAGGUUAUGUCUCGCUUUGCUGUGAUUGAGAGAGCCAGCAUUGAUGAAGCCUACAUGGAUCUGACUGCUUCAGUCCAGCAGCGUCUGAAGGACAUGAAUGACAAACAAAUUGAGGCUUACCUGCUCAGAAUGACCCACAUUCAGGGAUACCCACAGAGUUCACCUGAACAGGAAGCAUUUGCAGAGGAUGCUGUCUUAGAUAAAGAGGAGCAAAGGUCCAGAGGUCUCCAGCAGUGGUUGGCAUCCCUCCCUGUCCCUCUAUUAGGGGAGCAGAACUCUGCAGAACUGCAGCUAACUGUUGGGGCACUUAUUGUCGAGGAAAUGAGGGCAGCUGUGGAGAAGGACACAGGUUUCCGCUGUUCAGCAGGGGUAUCGCACAAUAAGGUAUUGGCUAAACUAGCCUGUGGUCUGAACAAACCCAACCGACAAACUGUACUGCCUUUGGACUCUGUGACAGAACUUUUCAACUCUCUACCCAUUAGCAAGAUCCGUAAUCUGGGGGGUAAGCUUGGUGCCUCCAUUACAGAAACUCUGGAAAUAGAGAACAUGGGAGAUCUGACUCGCUUCUCUCAGGCUCAACUGGCACAGCACUUUGGAGAUAAGACAGGCCAGUGGCUGUAUGACUUGUGUCGGGGAAUUGAGUUUGAAGCAGUAAAACCCAGACAGCUUCCAAAGUCUAUAGGCUGCAGUAAAAACUUCCCUGGGAAAACAUCGCUGGCUACGAAAGAGCAGGUUCAGUAUUGGCUUCAGCAGCUGGCCCUUGAGCUGGAAGAGAGGCUUACCAAGGACAGAGAAGUGAAUGGUCGAGUGGCUAAGCUGUUGACGGUUGGUGUACGCCAGCUCGGGGACAAGAGGCCAAGUAGCUUUUCUCGUUGUUGUGCUUUAGUACGCUACGAAGCGCCCAAACUGGCCAGUGACAGCUUUGCCAUCAUCAAGAGUCUCAACACAGCAGGAAACCACCAGGCAGCGUGGACUCCUCCCCUCACCCUGCUACACCUCUCAGCUAGCAAAUUCAGCGAUGCUCCAUCAACAGGGGGUAUUGCUGGCUUUCUUUCCAGCGAUGUCACUUCAACCCAGAGUCUUUUCUCCACCACACAGCCCUCCACCCAGCCAGCCUCUGAAAUGAAAAAUGACUCCACAUGCAAACAACCGAGCACCAUCCAGUCCUUCUUUCAAAAGUCAGCUGAGAGACAAAGACAGAAGGUUCUGAAAGAUGUAGACAAGGAGGACGAGAGUAAAAGCUCCACAGGGAUUCUGCCAUCCUCUUGUAAAACCUCUGCUACUGAUAGUGAGUUAGAGGCAGAUGCCAAUAAUCCUGCUUCUUCAGUUGCACUUUUUUCUCAAACUAAAAACGCUUCAGCCAGCUCCCAUUCUGGCAUUUCCUCUUUCUUCCACAAGAAGAGUCUUGAAAGAAGCUCACCGGUCUCAACGUCAACACUAAACAAGCCUGAAACAGGAGAUAAGCAAGGACAUGACAGUAAAGACGACUCAGAAGACGCUGUUGGUGCUGCAUCAGGGCUACAGGCCAAAGAACGCUCAUCUCAGGAGUCACAAUGUGAAGAGUUAAGGAAUGAUUUGGGUAUUGAGUCAGGGGUAAAUCACCAUCCUUCCAGCGUGGCAAAAGAAGACCUGUUAAACUGUGAACGCUGUGGCCAGGAGGUGCUGGUCUGGGAAAUGCCUGAACACAAUGACUAUCACUUUGCCCUGGACCUCCAGAAUUCAUUCUCUUCAUCCACAGGUUCAGCAACCAUCUCCUCCUCUUCCCCCACUGUUUCUUCUUCUUCUAAUGCCUUUCCAACUCCUCUCAGAGCCCAGUCCUCACGUGGCAAGACAAAAACCAGAGGCCAGGCAGGACCACAACCAAAAAGGCAUCGCUCCCAAGGUGGGAGUACGGGCACACUGGAUUCUUUUUUCAAGAGGAACUGAAGACAUCCUGUAGAACUGCUUUUUGUAAAACUUUUUUUUAACUUCUGAUAAUGCUUAUAUUAAUAUAUCUCAAACAAAGCCAUAACAUGAUCAAUGAUAUUGUCCUACAUAUUAUAUAAAUGCAUACAAAUUAGAGGUUAAUUCAAUUAAAGAUACUUUUUUAGAUUUUGUAGUAGUGUACAUGGUGUUGUAGUGUUUUGAUGCACCAGCAGGUGUCACUAAUCAUCUGUAUAUAAAGCAGGAAUUCUCACUUGAGUGUCAAUUUCAAGUUUUCUGAGCUCAAGAGAUAGACAAGAAAAUAGUAUAUAUUUGAAAUAAAUGAUUGCUGGUAGGAUGAGAGCAAUUAUGAGAGUCAUUCUGUUUUGUUUACACUUUUCUACCAUGGUGAACCUCUUGUUCUGUAGUGCAUGAGUGGUGAAAGACAACUGAAUGAGGAAUUUACUCUUGCAUUGUCUUGCAUCAGCCGGGGAGCGGAUUGGGAGGAACGGUACCAGACAAGUGAAAUAACAACGCCUUAUGAAACUUAA
Centropristis striata (black sea bass) is the source of this 2895-nucleotide messenger RNA. It is a transcript of the gene polh, whose product is annotated as polymerase (DNA directed), eta. Gene Ontology annotation, molecular function: DNA-directed DNA polymerase activity; damaged DNA binding. The coding region runs from base 143 to 2368 and encodes 741 amino acids. Gene Ontology annotation, cellular component: nucleus; replication fork; site of double-strand break. Gene Ontology annotation, biological process: response to radiation; error-prone translesion synthesis. The record is from RefSeq and is a predicted model, not a curated record. The transcript is spliced from 10 exons. Lineage: Eukaryota; Metazoa; Chordata; Actinopteri; Perciformes; Serranidae.